Molecule: messenger RNA, 11591 nt
Organism: Alligator mississippiensis (American alligator)
Lineage: Eukaryota; Metazoa; Chordata; Crocodylia; Alligatoridae
Gene: LPAR4
Product: lysophosphatidic acid receptor 4
Exons: 2
Coding region: 722-1771 (349 amino acids)
Biological process (GO): positive regulation of Rho protein signal transduction; phospholipase C-activating G protein-coupled receptor signaling pathway
Cellular component (GO): membrane
Molecular function (GO): lysophosphatidic acid receptor activity
Source: RefSeq, a predicted model, not a curated record
CUCACAGGGGCUGUCUGCCAACUAAUUGCUCAGGAAGUAAGCUGUAUCCAUUGUCAAGCUGUACUUAAAGCUGCCAGUUCUUAACUGUGAAAGCUGCUUUUCCUGGGCUGUUAAAGGAAAAGUAUAACCAGCCUAAGGAUUGGUGACUAAGGGGGCGAUGAAGAGAGGGACUGGGCGGGAUCACAGCUACUAAUAAUACCUCCUUACCCAAUGAAAAGCAUUUCCUAUUGAGACCCCCAACUAUUCCCCCUGCCCACAGAUCCUGCACAGACAUUGGGCCCAUUCUUGUGUCCUGUUUCCUUAAGACAUGAUGGCUGCAACAUUCAGCAGUUUUUUCUCUCUCCUAACAAAGGAAGAGAGAUAAGUGCUGGCAGCCUUGCAUGCUGAGGAUGACCGACAAUCGGUAAAAGGCUAGAGCAGGCAGGUUUUUCCAGAUGGGAAUAAACACAGCUUCAGCAGAGAAAAACUGGAGAAGUAUGUGGACUGUCACAGAGAAGAAAUCUAUGUGAAAUCUGCUACUUACCUAGCUGCUUGCAGGCAUGAUCUCUCAGCUAAAACUGAAGCUGGUGGGAUGGAAGGGACAAACGACAAAUACUUGCCAUUGGUUUCAAGCGACAUCAUUGGAAUGUGUUUCCUAAGGAGGAAAGAGCUUACUAACUUAUUUUAUGGAUGUCACUAAAUUCAGCUUUGAAGGGCUCCAAAAGCACAUCACAAACUUGGAAUGGGAAACCACAGCAAUAAUCAUACCUGCUUGAUAGAUGAUUCCUUUAAAUACAAUCUGUAUGGAGCAGUCUACAGUGUGGUGUUCAUCCUUGGCUUAAUCACAAACUGUGCCUCCCUACUUGUUUUCUGCUGUAGAAUGAAGAUGAGAAGUGAGACCGUUAUCAUUAUGACAAACCUAGCCGUUUCAGACUUGCUUUUCGUAUUCACUUUGCCUUUUAAAAUUUUUUACAAUUUUAACAGGCAUUGGCCUUUUGGAGACAGUUUGUGCAAGAUUUCAGGGACGGCAUUUCUCACCAACAUCUAUGGAAGCAUGCUGUUUCUCACUUGCAUCAGUGUUGAUCGGUUCCUAGCUAUCGUUUACCCAUUCAGAUCUCGUACCAUUAGGACAAGAAGAAAUUCAGCCAUAGUGUGUGCUGGUGUUUGGAUACUGGUUCUCAGUGGUGGGAUUUCAGCUUCGUUGUUCUCUACAACCAACAUCUCCAACACUAGCACAACCUGCUUUGAGGGGUUUUCCAAACGUAUCUGGAAGACCUAUUUGUCUAAGAUCACUAUAUUUAUUGAAGUGGUAGGUUUCAUCAUUCCUUUACUACUCAACCUUACGUGCUCUUCAUUGGUUCUGAGGACUCUUCGGAAACCAGCUACAUUAUCUCAGAUUGGGACAAACAAAGAGAAAGUACUGAAGAUGAUCAUCGUGCAUGUGGCUAUUUUUGUAGUAUGCUUUGUGCCUUACAAUUCCAUACUCUUCUUGUAUGCUCUGGUGAGAUCGCAAGCCAUAGCAAACUGUUCCCUGGAGAGAUUUGCUAAGACAAUGUACCCAAUCACAUUGUGCAUUGCAACACUGAACUGCUGCUUUGACCCAUUUAUCUAUUACUUCACAUCAGAAUCUUUCCAAAAGUCUUUCAACAUAAAACCCCAAAUAAAGAUGGAUUCCCUUUUCAAGACUGACACCCCUCUCACGAAGGCUACUGCACUGCCAGCAAUACAGGAGGAAAUGGGUGACCAGGCAAUUACGAAUGGGGGAGAUCCAACAUCUGAAUCUCAUUUCUAAGGGGUUGUCUACCCAUGGAGUUAUCCAUGGAUUAACUCUGUGUGUAGUCCAUUUUAUUCCACAAGAAACCGGCUCAUAUAGAGUUAGGAUAUGAAGAGACGUCACAUUUGUCCUGGGAGAAACCAUAUUCUUCUGGGACAAAAAGCAGUUGUUCAUACAUCCUUGUUCGUUGUCUUGGGACAAACUCUAAAAAGGUUCACAGAAUAACUCUUAGGGCAUCACACAGUGCAUUUGAAUGGUUGUUUUAGGAUUGCAUCAUUGGAUCAGUGACAGAAAAGAAGCAGUGCAUUCAGCUGCUCAGCCUUGAUUGUAAGGGCUGUUUGCAUACAUACCAAUCCCACAACUUUUCUGUUCUGGGACAGAAACUGGCACUGCUGAUCCCAGGACAAAUGCAACAUCUAGCCUUAAACAAAAACAGUUAUCCUAGCCUUCCUAGCCUUAAACAUUCCUAGCCUUAAACAAAAACAGUUAUCCAGGAACAGAUAAGCAAAGAUAACUACAUGGGUAGAUAAGACCUAACACUGGGAUUUCCCUACUAGACGCAACAGACUCUUCAGUGUAUCUAAAUCUAGCUAGAUCUCUCUUCGGAGACUAUGCCUUGUUGAGAAUUCAUGUACCAGCCAAGGAGGUAUUGAGUUGAUUCUUGUAUUGGAAGAUACCAGCAUUUGGCAUUUCCCCACUCUAGCACUAGACAUGCAGCAGUCAGGAAAUAUAAAUCUUUAUCUUUUUACUUUAGAGAUCUCCAUCAAUUUCCCCUGUCUUCUGAAAAAUACAUCACCCCAUAUUAGCUCAAUAAUUUCACACAUAUAUGUACGUUUGCUUAAAGAGGUAUAAUAAAAGCUUUCAGCUUUUUCUUAUUUUACUACAAGCGUAUAUUCUGGAUAUACUAAAUGCAGGAGUUUUUAAGCAUACUAUUAUCUAAAGUUGAAAAAGUAGAUACAGAUUGGGUUGGAGCUUAAUUAGUUCUUCUAUGAAUUACAAGUAAUGGUUAUUUGUUACUACUAAUAAUGGGGAAGAGCAAAAAAUGAAGCAACUUGCACAGUCCCCUAAAAGAUGCUGUAUUCUUUUGAGCUGCAUGAUUAAGCUACCUUGUAAUUUAUUUUAACACUGCAUUAAAUGCCAACUGUAGACAGAAAAGAGCACAUUACAAAUUUGUUAAGGCUGGCGUUUUUGUACCCCAAGAAAUUACAAGUGAAAAUAGUUUAGUCCUUAUUUGCACAAAAUCAGGUCAAAUAAAAGGCCUGUCAGACAAUAUCUCUGGCAGGCAGUUUGGUCUAAGAAAAGACUGAAGAGCCAUAAUAUUUUCAUACCUACUUAAGAAUUUGCAUGCGUAUCGGCAAGAGGCAUAAAUAGAUCCUGAUGUAGCAGAGGAACUUAUGAGCAAUUUCUUUUCUGUAGGUUACAAGGCAGGGUCUUUUGCUAAGUGAGAGCAUCCUGGCUACUUCUUAAACAAGCAGAAGCUUCUACAUCAGCAGCAUUAAUUUCCCUGUCAGGUAAAGCAAUGUGUUUUCUUGUUUUGUAGUUAAUUUAUUACACAUGUUGCAGUUCUUCGUGGAAAGGGAGAAAUCCCUUGUAAAGUGAGGUCUGUUAACUAGCUGGAAACUAAUGCAUGCUACUGAGGAGUUCACCCCUGCAGCUCCUAUGCAGACAGAGGCCUAUUAACUUCAGUGGGAGUUGAAUAGCAGUGGGAUCAGACUCUGAGGCAUUCCUUCCUAGGUGGAAGAUGCACAGGCAAUAGAGGCUGGGUGUAACCAAAUUAACAUUCAGAAGCAUUUUGAAAUUACUGAUUACCUCAAUGUUAAAUUAAGCCCCCACACUUUUAGGUAAUGUUUUAAAUCUGCUUCUAACUGAGAGCUAUUAGGCUAGGGAUAGACAUUACACAUAUACCGGUUUAAGUAAUCAGAAACUGGUUUAAACCUGUAACAGAACAGAUGUUCAGUGUACAUAAACCAGUUUGAAAAUGGCUGAAAUGGGUUUGAGAUAAACAUGGUUGAAUGUAGUAUCAGACUUAACUGAUUUGGGUCAAACUGGUUUAUGCAAUAUCUGUCUCAGACCCCUUGCUGGUUUAAGACAAACCAAACUCCCCCCGCAUCCGAGCAUGCUCUCUGGGCUGAGUGGGACACUGCUCCACAGCAGGGCUGGCCCCUCCCCUCUGCUCCCUGGCUAGAGCUCCAGCAGAGACUGCAGGCUGCUCCCCCACCUCUCCCUCACCACUCCCUGCUAAGCAGGAAUUCCCCCCAACUCCUCUGCCUUCCUGAGAGGUGUCUGUGUAUUAGCUAGCAGACCAUAUGCUGGCUACUGUCCAUGCUGAGUCAACAGGUAGAACUGACAGGUAGCUCAUAAUGUCCCUCUGUUUUCUUAAUGGGGCAACAAACACUGAGUUGGGGGUGAUAAACACUGUUAUCAAUUCCCUGCUGGGCUAAUCGGAGCAUCCUGCCAGGGCCUGGCCAUGUCCUCCCCUCAGUGCAGUGUGUGGAAGGGAAGGAAGAGCUGCUUUAGCACCCCCCGCCCCCUAUCUUCUUGCCUGAGUCACUGCAGGCAUGUGCCUGCAUGUCUGGGAUGUUUGUGCAGUUACAAAGUGAUUUAGCCAAGCUAGGCUAGACUAACCUGCAAAAAUGGAAUCAAUUCAGGCUUAGGUGUUUUGAAUGUCUGUCCCUAGCCUUAGAGAUAAGCAGUAUUUAUCAGCGUACAGUGAACUGAAUUGAACAAUAUAAUUUCUAUUGCUCUCAUGAUGAGCCUUCUAAGACAGGCAGUCCAGUCUUAAAAUGACACGAGUUGUUUUGUGUUUACUAAGUGCAAACAAAGAGACACACUUUGAAAAUAGCAUUUAUUUAGCACUGCUCUUUAUUAAUAAGAAACAGACACAUGCCUAUCAAGGCUAUAAAAACAAUUACAUUUUAAGAGCGUGUACAGAAGUGCUCCACACAGGUUUUACAGUGCUGUAAUUUAGAACACUUCUUAUAGCACUAUAAAAUUACAAUGCUCUUAAUCAUGACAGAAGGGCAGUUUUUGGUGGUGGGGAGGGUGGAGAAUAGUCCCUGAGCCUCCCUGAACUUCCCAGGCUAGGAAGCAGGGGAUGCUCCAUAGUCUCCUGGGGCUUCUCUGCUGGUCAGGAAUUUGACCAGCAUACAGAAGUUAUUUAAAGUACUGUAGGUUGCUAAAGUGCUGUAAAAUACAGCACUUUAAAUUGAAUACCUCAUUUAACAAGGGUUAAUUUAAAGCACUGUACCCAUUUAAAAAGUUCUGUGAAGCCAUGUGCUUCUGUUAAGUCACAGCAAUAAAGAGCUUUAAAUGGCAAAAAAGCAGUUUCUGUACACACCCUGAUUACAGCAUCUGUCACCCCUUGAUGCAGAACAGGUAUGAUAAAAUUUGUAUGAUUACCUCUUGUAGACCAAAUGACAGAAUAGCCCAGUCUUUGGUGCUUAGCUCCAAGGUAUAGUCAUCUUAACUAGAACCCCAUGUCUCAUAUUAGUUUUAGAGAUUUACUGCUGCAUAUUAAGUGUCAGGCCACAAAGCCACCAGCAUUUCUGUACAAAAGAGAAAUGUAGCAAUAAUGAGAGAUGAGGUAAACCAUUUAUCAGAAUAAAGUAUGGAAAAAUGUACCUUUUAACCACUUUAAUAGGGGAGGGGGAGCUGCUGCUUGGAAGUUUGUAUAAACUUAUAAUCCAACCACUGUCUACAUGAACCUAUACCAAUACAGGCUAGCUGAACUACCCUAAUUUUGAACCUGGAUGAAAAACGGUUAAAGCUGCCUUAGAGUUACCAUGCUUGUAUUUCUCCCGAAUCAUACAGACAUAAAAGUUGGAUCAUAAUAGCUUAUAUUGGUUUCCUUUGAUAGCAGUACAGUUGUUGCAUCUGUCUGUACCCCAGAGAUGUAACUACCAGGGUCUGUGUUCUGGGCAUCAGGAGCAGUGCUAGGGUCUGGGCAGCUGCAGCUGUGGUAGUAGCCGAUUUGGCAGCAGCAGCUGCUGCUUUUCAUACACCACCUCCCAGUGGGCACCCAGGGCUAGUGCCCUUCUCAUCCACCCCUUGUUACCCUAUUUUCUGUACCCAUAAAUAUCAUCUAAUGCAGGUGGCAGAACAUGGCUGGGCAGCAUGUUCCUAGGGAACUCGUUGGUACUUAGAAAAAUACAUUGAAAACUGUCCAAUGACAUAAGUGGAUUAACUGGUAUUUUAAAAAACUGCGACAUUUGCUCAACCACUUUCCCCCCGGGUCUGCACAAGACAUGAAUCCAAUUUUAACCAGACUGUUUCUUUCCCCCUAGAACAAGAUACUUGGGAUAUUUGUGUUCAGGGAUGAUUUUGGUACUGGUAACUCAAUACAGCUAUUUAGGCUGGUGCCAAGUUGAGAUUUUUUUUCUCCCCUUCAAUCUACGCCUGCACUGAAUCAUUUAGAAGGAUUUCUGAAAUCCCUGCUUCCUUCAGGCAAUCAACCUGUUUCAACACUUGCCAUAAAAUGUAUACAUUUCAAAGAAGCUGUUUCCAUCACUUCAGAUCAAAAUCCAGAAUGUGGUGGUGUGGAGGGAGAAAAGUUUGCAGCCUUUGAUGCAAGUAGGAGCUUGUUGCCUAUUUUCACAGCCAAGCUCUGUCAAGCAGGGAGUGGAGUCUGUCGAAUCAUUAACAAGUCCAAUGCAUUCUUGUAAUGGGGAUCUCAGCUCCACCCAUUAACUUGAUGUUGUACACCUGAAAUGUUACAAUUUCUUUAACUGAGGAAGAUGAUGGUGCUAGGGACGGAGCAUGUAGGGCAAAGGUUGCAGCAGAAAGCUUAGGUAACCACAGGAAAGACAUUUCUAAACUUCUAAUCCAGCUUCUUCCCUCUGGGUAAGGCAAAAUAUCCUGGUACGUGAUUACACUCAGAGGCAAGGGCCAUUUGGAUCAUUAUUUCAAUUUUUCAAAAGAAAAAAUAGAAACUUCUGUUUAGUUGCCAGCUCAUUCUUAAUGGGAAGCUUUGAUUUCCAGCUUGUGAAUCUCUCUGCUUGAAAGCUUCUCCUUUCUGCUUUCAUGCCAUCAGCAUAAAGAUGAGAUUCUUCUGUUACACAUGGGGGAUGGGAUUUUCUUGGUACAAAAUCUGUUCCCAUUAAUGAAAGCAAUAGAGUUGCUUCAGAAUUUGAGAGAAGAAUUUGGCCCAGAGUACCAAAGCCAGCAACAAAGGAGUAUCUUGUUACCAGCGAUCUUGGAAGACCUUGCACUAACUCAACUGACCUUCUACUAGUUAAAUUUGCAAGAUUUUUUUUAACCUAGAAACCACUGUCUAGCCUUCUUAAGGAAAUGUUAAAAGAGAGGGGGAAAAGAACUGUAUGUGACUGGAUAACAUCCAGGCUGUACAUACAUAGCUUAACUGUAAUGUGAGCAUAAUGGUUGUCUUUUUCUAAGUGAAACGAGUGCCAAUGCUUACAAAUUUCUGUUUGCAGUUUUAUGGGGCGAGAGCUGUGGUUGAUAGUCUCACAUAAAAUGAAAUACUAUCAUCAUGUGCCAAAAUGCUAACUGAAAAGAUUCAUUAUUUUGUAAUUUAAUACCUUAUAAAUUAUAUGGAGAUCAUAUGUUGACUGACACUCACAUCUGUUAGGACAGUUUUUGAGUAAUCUUUUUAGUUGAAGGUAUACUGAGUAAAUGCUUGUAUGGUUUGUAUAUAAAUAACCAAUUAUGCAUUCAGAGAGAGGAAAAGUAAUUUUUCAGAUGCUGGUAAGCCAAGCUGGAAGGAACUCUGGUGGUAAAUGAAAAGUGGAUUCACAGUUUUUCUGGCUAACAUGCAGCUGGGUGUUUUUUCCCCCUUUGUUAACAAAGGGCUAUUGUUAGAAACAGAAACAUUAGUUUAGAUGCAAGAAGCAAAUGAAGAGGGAAUGCUUUUAUGUAGCUGAUCCUGAUUGAUUCAACUAUGCCCUGUUUCUGUCUCAAUCUACAAGGUUGAGGAUUCCACCUAUGCGCACACAAGCUUGCUUUUCUUUUUACCUUUUUCAUGUCUGUGAAUCAUCAUACUAAAUCUUACCAUGUAAUUCGGUGCCACCAAUCUUAUCUUAAAUACCCUUCAUGUUAAAGGAGCAGCCUUCAGAACAGCAUUGAUGUACAAAGAAAAUCUUCCAGUUGUGUGCAUAUAAAUGUGUCUGCAAAAUGAUAUUCUGCUCUGAGGGAUUUUGGAGCGCGUGUCAUGAAAUGUCAGGGAUGGUGGUUAUAUGAAGGCUAUUAAGUGGAGCUGCAGGACCAGAGUUUACAACAUAGUAGGUUUUUGUAAGCAAGACAGAGGUACUUUUCUAUCAGGAGAUCUCAUAAGGUAAGUUUUCAGUGGCUUCACAGAAUUAAGGGAAACCAGACAAGUUGUUCCACAAAAGCAGGCAGGAACCAGAAAGUCCCAUAUACAAGCUGUUUGCUUGUGUACUGAGAAUUUAUGGUCUAUGCUGGCUUGGUGCAUUAAAAAAAACCUGUGAUAUGGACACUUUACGUUCUCACUGAGUUUCACAGGUACUCUGAAAAGGAAUCACCGUAACACAAGAAUGCUGUGCUGUAUUUAGCAUUAUUCCUUACAGACAUUCCUUACUGCAUACAGACAUUACAGCCAGAAAUUCAGGGGGGUUAGAUUGGGUUAAAAAUAGUCCACUGAUAGAUGCUGGGAGCCCAGGAGCCUGAGCUAAGGUAAGUAGGGAUAGGAGGAGGGGCAGGUGAGAUGGAGGAUUAGGAGAGCAGCAGGGUCUGGAGGGGCUCUGCAAUUCUGCCAAAGCCCAUAGACCCCUUCCAGGACCACCCCCCACAAUGCCACUGAACCACUCCUGAUCCCACAAACCACUCCCUGAGCCAAUUUUACCAGUAUGCACAGGUCCCAGGAGCCUGACUGAAGUAAGUUGGGGUGGUGGGAUGGGUGGAUGGAUCAUGGUGGGGUUGGUGGCUCUGCCAGGGGGCUUUGGGAGAUUGGGGAGAGGGAGGAGAGCUCCUCCAACCAGGGGCUUUUAACCCCCUGAUCUCUUCCCUACCCCCACCCCAAUCCUGCAACCCCUCCCCCCCACCAUGACUUACUUUAGUUGGCUCCCAGCACCAACAAACACCUGUAAAACUAGCACCAGGAGUAGCUUAUGGGACCGGGGUGGGGGUGGCUUGGGAGGGGUUGUCUGUCUGCAGGUGGCAGGAUGAGUUGGGAGGCUAAAAAUAGCCAGGGGGGUGGCGGGGGAAGGAGGUGUAGGAAAAGUACAGCUCCAGGGCUGGGCCCAGCAGUUGGGCCUUCCCAGCCCCAGGGCUGUGCUCGGAAAAUGUACAGAAGUUCAGUUAGAUUGGUGUUUGCUGUACCCAAUCUAACUUUGUGCAUAUCCAAGGUAUAGUUAACUUAGAUCAGGUUAGCCAUUUUAGACUGAUCUAACAUUCUUGGCACUUCUGUACAGUUUGUACUUAAAUCAAUAUAACUAGGGAACCAAGUGUAAAGUCCGCAUUUGGAUGAGCUAAGUUAGAUUGGAUGGUCAUUCUUCACUUGAUCUAACCUCCCCGAAUGUCAGUAAUACCCUUAGUGACCUUGCUCCUCUCAGAUUCAGUGAGGGAAGUUAGUCCUUAGCCUCUGACAAAUGCUCUAAUAACAUCCUUUGGGAGCCUCUCGUGCUGUAGAACUGCAGCAGCAACUCAAGGGGGAGUGCUCACUCUGACCAGGUGAUAGUCAUUGGAGGGCUUUUCCAACAAGGGAGGAUCUUUUCAUCCCCUCAAUAACCAUUGAAGUGGGGUGUAUUUUCAACCUGAUGGAACCUUGUCUCCUUUGGAAGCUUUUUCUGUGAGGCAGCUUCUCUAGAUGGUUCACAACACCUCUUCCUUGAUUGAACCUAUUCUCAGUAAACACCCUUAGGAGGACCCCAGCUAGCUUUCUUAAGGAGCUUCUCAGUAAUUCUUCCAUCAACCCCGCAUGGCUUCAAUUGCCACAAACUUGUGAAGGGAUCGGGUAUGCAGAAGGGGCAGCUGGGAACAUAGAAGAGCCACAAGUUCAGUGACUCCUCUCAAAGCCUUAAAUGUUCAGAGCAUAAAGAAAGAUUAGUGAGCAAAUAGGAUCCAGCUGUAUGUUAAAUGUCUUAGAAAGAGGCUGAUGCAAGGCCCUUGGUGCAUUCAAAGUGAUCUGUGCUACAUGGUUUGCUUCAAGAGUACCAUAACCCUUUUGUGGGGCAUAAGAUGUUAGUUUGCAUUAAGUUAAUAAAAGAGGAAUAGAGAGGCAGCUAGCUGUGUUGGUCUGAAGCUUGGCAGAAGGCAGGGCAGGGUGAUACCUUACAGAUGAACUCAUGUGUCAGCAGCAUAUGGCCUGUAGGACCAUUGGAUCCAGCACACAUAGUCCAAGGGUUUUGCCUGUGCCCGUACCAGACUAAGAAGCAAUGAUUUGCAAUAGCUGGGCAACUUCCAUUUGCACCCUUUUCACUGCUGCUUUUUUCCCCUGCUCUCUAGCCAUUCCCUGGCUGUGAUGGGGUAUCUUUCUGCGAGUGGGGAGCUGCACCAGGGCUUGGCGGCUGGAAGCUGGGUCCAUGCCACUGCCACUUUUCCCUCCCUUUCUCCCUACAUCUCGCAGCUGCAGUGCAGAAGCUGGCUGUCCCACCCUGCCACUGUCCCCCACCAACUGGAAGUUGCACCCCUUUUUAAAUACAUCCUGAAGCUGAGGAGCAGGGCACUGGGAGAAGCAACAGUGGUGUGGGUGCAGCUCUCAGCUGACUGUCUCUAGUGUGGGCCACUGAAACACCAUGGAAGCCACCCAACCUGUGUCAGGCUGGAGUCACAUUUUUCUUGCUCAAAGCAUGAAAAGGUUGCUAGAUGCUGGGCUAACUCAUUCAGAGAGGCAUUAGCUUUCAUAGGCCAGAGUCUACUUCAUCAGAUGCUAAAAGCAGAAUAGUUAACAGAAUUAUCCCUUUGGAAAGGGCAGCUGCACUUUUACCUGUAAGGCAAGCAACUGUAAUUUGACUUCCCUUUCCUGACCCAGAUAGUCCUCUCUAGGGAUAAGCUGUGCAAACUUGGGGUUUUGAGGUACUUAGAAGCAAGGCGCUAAUUGCUCCUGGUGCCAGCAUGCUGAAUGAGGGGAUGGGUACAGUAAGGGGUUUGUUUUCAUGAGUUCAAUGCACUAAGGAUUUACAAGAUCACAAUAUUUAAAGCAACACAUUCAGGCAAAACCUAAAAAGUGAUAGAAAACUGCUCCUGAACAUGUUCUUCAGUUUAUGAGCAUGUGCAGUGUGCGACCUUUAGAGAUGUGCAGCUGGACCAAGAAACUGAGAAUCCCACAGUUCAUAUCCAACACAGCCUUUUAUCUAGAUGGUGAAUCCAAAUACAAUUUUUUUUUACUUUUGAAUUUGUUAAAUUAAUAUAAAAACUACUUUACAGCAUGUAAACUUAGGUUGACUUUCAAACUCCAGAGGGAACUUGCAGGACUGGCAUUUGAUGAAGUGAUCUUUACCCUUGUAAAAACAACAAAUUUGAUGCAGCAAUCAUUAGGAGCAGCAUAAUACCAUUUUAGAAGUGGCCAUUUUCAGAGUAGGCCGCCUCUUUGUAAUAUUUAUACUUAACACAGCUUGGAGCUCUUUCCAAAACCUCAGUUUUCAACCUUUUUCACUAACAGGACUAACUUACAUACCUAAAAUAUAGAAGCAAGGAUGGAAAACAGGUGGUUUCCCCUUCAAGAUUAGCUGGUUUGCGCGCGUGUGUGUGUAUGUUUUCUCAAAGUAAUUAACUGUCGAGUACUGGAGAAAACCUUGUGCUAGCUUUUUUUCUCUGCCUGUGGAAUUUUGACUAAUGUAAAUACUGUAUAUAAUUAAACAAACUGAGAUUUUUUGCACUGUAUGCUCUUACAUAUGUAUAAUGAAAAUGGAACAAAGUUCCAGAAAAA